AUGAUUGCAAACAAGAACUAUAAGAAUAAUAAUAAUUCUAAAAAUAAUUCUAAAAUCUAUAGUUUCUCUCAUUUAUUAUUGGCAGAGAUUACAAACAGAUUUGAAAACAUCUUGGAUAAAAUAUGUUUUAGCUUAGUUUGUAGAAAGUGGUUCUUUGAAAGAGACAAAUAUCUUGUUUUACAUUAUAACUCUAAUAAACUAAAUAAUUUCAAUUUCAACACUUUCAAAAAUCAAUUAAAAUAUGAAGAUCCAAAAAUAGUGAUUAAAGGUAAUAACAAUUUUAUAAUCAUUUGUUUUGUUAAUAUAACUAACAUUUUAACAUUGAAUUUAAAAAAACAAACAGAAAGAGAUGGAAUAUAUAAAGUACCGAUCACCGCUAAGGAAUUAGUGGUCUAUGGCUAUGAAAUAUUGGAUAAUGGUUUCUUUGAGAAGUUGGACUCUUUGAGUAUUACAUCGAUUUCAAUCAUUAAUGUUGAGUUAAAGAUGUCUGCCAUGGCUAGAUCGUUGUCAAUUAUGUAUGCAUCUCAGGAAUCAGACUUUCCAAAGAUUCCAGAUAAAAUCCAUACUCUUAGGUUUAGGAAAAUCUCAAACAGGUCAAAGAAGAAACCAACUGAAUUCCCAGCAUCUCUCCGUCAUCUCGAAUUCCACACGUUAGAUGUGACCCUACCAAUUCGACUUCCUCAUAGUCUAGAGGUUUUCAUUUGUUACUCAGAUGACCAUAAACCAUUCAAUUUCGAUACUACUUUGACUCCUUUUGCACCGAGACUACACACUGUGUUUAUAGCCUCAGAUCAUUUAGAUUACUUUUGUAUGAUGACAUCGAUUACAACAAUGGAUAUCAGAUGGCUACACACCCCUGUAAAACGUCUAGUUUCAAGUGAUCUUCCUCCAUCUCUGACCAACUUAAGCAUUUCAGUGACUAAUCCUUUUGUCACUGGCUAUGAAACUGGCUUACUGAUCAACAACGGUGUAUUACCAAAGUCACUUCAGCACCUAACACUUGAAAUGAAUAUUAGUAUUGAAUCGCCAGAUGUCAUUUCUCAGCUUACAAUGUUGGAGAGUCUCAAAAUAGAGAUGUCUCCACAAUUCAAAAUCAAACUACCACAAUCGCUUAGAAAGUUGAAAUUACCACAAAAUUUUGACAAUGCUAUCGAUGUACAAUACAUUCUUCCCGAUAACUUGGAAUCAUUAGAAUUUGGUUCUAACUUUGAUCAAAAGUUAUCGAAAGGUGAUCUUCCUGCCAAUCUUAAAGAACUCAUUUUAAACCGUGCCUAUAGUGCAAAGAUAUCAGUUGGUUCACUCCCAAAGUACUUAGAGACAUUAGAUCUUUGUGAAUAUGAUAAACCGAUUGAAAAGAAAGCCUUCCCUGCCUCUCUAAGAGAAUUACGUCAUAACCUCACGUACUAUGCCAGUAAACUAAAAAAACUACCUGAAUCAAUAACAUCAUUAAUCUUGGAUAAACGGUUACACUUCAGAAGAUACACUGCCAAAUGUUUCAUGGUAUAUUGUGAAAAUGGAGAAGCAAUCAAAGGUGGAUUCACAGAUAUUUCAUUACUAGAGAAACAAAUUAUAUUAAUAAAUUAA
This is a messenger RNA of Heterostelium album PN500, 1584 nucleotides long. RefSeq lists its product as uncharacterized. The record is from RefSeq and is a predicted model, not a curated record. The coding region runs from base 1 to 1584 and encodes 527 amino acids. Lineage: Eukaryota; Evosea; Eumycetozoa; Acytosteliales; Acytosteliaceae. The transcript has a single exon.